AUGGCAUCAGAGGCAAAUCCUCAGCCUCCCGCCAAGCUCUGGACAAACAAACCACCAUGGCAUGAUGGUCAGGUUGGUGACACAGCCCUUGAAGCACAUGGGAAAGACACCUGGCCGAUCAGCCGCCUCCUCCGAAAGAAUCAAAUCCUCCGAAGGGAGAAGCAGCCAAUAUCAGGUCUGUGCCUUGCACAUGCAGCCUCACCGCCUCACCGCUUCAAAAAGCCACUUAACGUAUCUUGCUUGCAUGAGUCUUAUCGCCUGUUUUCGAGUCGGAGGCGUCCGGUGAAAAGACCACACGGGCUCCACGUCCAUUAUAAUCGUCGUCAUACCGAGGCCCGCCGGGAAUCACUGUCUGUGAUAACCACUAGCAGCCACCUCCCCGAAGGCAUGAGGAAAGAGCGCUCAAGGGGAGAUCGUGAUCGGGCUGGAGAGGAACGUGGCAAAAGCCCUCUGCUUGAAACUCCUCCAGCUCCUCAGCGACUUGAUCUAGGAUCCGGCGGUGCGGGCAAUAUGGUCGAGAAGCUCGUAGUUGAACGAGUUGACUUGGGUCCACGUUCCAUAGAGGCAGACCUACGACGUCAAUGUAAUAUACGAGCUGGAGCCGAAUUAGCUAAGGUGACUGAAGAAUUGGCCUUGUCGUUUGCCGCAGAAUCGGUAGACGAGACGGAUCGAAAAUCACCACCAGAGUCACUACGCUUGCAACCUCAUCCUAAACUGGGUGUGAAGUCGCGCGCUGAGGUUGAGCUAGAAGCGCGAUUGGUCUUGGAUUUCGGUAUCUUGUCGAUGGCUGGGAAACCUAGUCAACAUGGGAAGGACGGCUGUGUUCAUGAGGAUUACCACAGCGCUGGAGUGGGAGUGUGA
This is a messenger RNA of Lindgomyces ingoldianus, 861 nucleotides long. RefSeq lists its product as uncharacterized. Bases 1 to 861 code for a protein of 286 amino acids. Lineage: Eukaryota; Fungi; Ascomycota; Dothideomycetes; Pleosporales; Lindgomycetaceae. The transcript is spliced from 11 exons. The record is from RefSeq and is a predicted model, not a curated record.